Messenger RNA from Limanda limanda (common dab), 4697 nucleotides. Its product is annotated as natural resistance-associated macrophage protein 2-like. The record is from RefSeq and is a predicted model, not a curated record. Gene Ontology annotation, biological process: metal ion transport. Gene Ontology annotation, molecular function: manganese ion transmembrane transporter activity; cadmium ion transmembrane transporter activity; iron ion transmembrane transporter activity. Lineage: Eukaryota; Metazoa; Chordata; Actinopteri; Pleuronectiformes; Pleuronectidae. Gene Ontology annotation, cellular component: plasma membrane. Bases 219 to 1883 code for a protein of 554 amino acids. The transcript is spliced from 16 exons.
UGCGCAGAGGAUGUUGCUCGCACACAUACGACUUUGUCAGAAUUUAGCGUCGCUAACGUGCUACUUCCUGAGCUAACUCCCGGUUCACACGCGUGUUUCCAGUUCAGAAGCAGCGGGAACCGUGAAAACUCAGCGUGUUACCAAACUCGCCCAUACCGGAAACCAAGGGGGGCUGAUAUCCAUCCCUCAAUUUCCCAGGGAUCCCUCAGCCUGCCCUGAUGAAGGCCGAGCAGGAUGGAGACAUCCUCGAAGAGGACUCCCCUCAGGAUGAUGGAAUCGAGACGAACCAGUACAGCUCCAUCUCUCCUCCUGCCUCACCUGUGGCCCAGGAAGAGCCCUUCACCACAUACUUUGAAGACAAGGUGCCAAUUCCUGAGAGCGCCAACCAGAUCUUCAGUUUCCGUAAACUCUGGGCCUUCACUGGACCAGGGUUCUUGAUGAGUAUCGCUUACCUGGAUCCAGGGAACAUUGAGUCUGACCUGCAGUCUGGAGCUAAAGCCGGCUUCAAGCUUCUAUGGGUGCUCCUGUUAGCCACCAUUAUCGGGCUGCUGCUGCAGAGGUUAGCUGCACGCCUCGGGGUCGUAACAGGGAUGCACCUGGCUGAAGUCUGCAACCGCCAGUAUCCUACAGUUCCUCGGAUCCUCCUUUGGUUGAUGGUCGAAUUGGCCAUUAUUGGCUCAGACAUGCAGGAGGUCAUCGGCUGUGCCAUCGCUCUCAACCUCCUCUCUGUGGGCAGGAUCCCACUGUGGGGAGGAGUCCUCAUCACCAUCACAGACACAUUUGUCUUCCUCUUUCUUGACAAAUAUGGCCUGAGGAAACUGGAGGCUUUCUUUGGCUUUCUUAUCACUGUAAUGGCUAUUAGCUUUGGUUACGAGUAUGUUGUGGCAGAGCCAGACCAAGGGGAGCUGCUGAAGGGGAUGUUUGUUCCGUACUGUGCCGGCUGUGGGCCUUUGCAGCUAGAGCAGGCUGUGGGAAUUGUAGGAGCCGUCAUUAUGCCGCACAACAUCUACCUGCACUCGGCGCUGGUCAAGUCUCGGGACAUUGACCGCAAGAACAAGAAGGAUGUAAAAGAAGCCAACAAGUAUUAUUUCAUCGAGUCAACGUUCGCUCUGUUCAUCUCUUUUCUCAUCAACGUCUUUGUCGUGGCGGUCUUUGCUGAAGCCUUCUAUGAUAAGACAAAUAACCAAGUGCGUGAACAGUGCAACGCUACCGGCAGUCCUCACACAGAUCUCUUCCCAGCGAACAACGAAACAUUGGAGGUGGACAUCUACAAAGGGGGAGUGGUCCUGGGCUGUGUCUUCGGCCCUGCGGCUCUCUUCAUCUGGGCCAUAGGGAUCCUGGCAGCUGGACAGAGCUCCACUAUGACAGGCACUUACUCUGGGCAGUUUGUCAUGGAGGGUUUCCUGAACCUGCGAUGGUCCCGUUUUGCGCGGGUGCUGCUGACCCGCUCCAUUGCCAUCACGCCAACUCUGCUGGUAGCCAUUUUCCAGGACGUUCAGCAUCUGACAGGCAUGAAUGACUUUCUCAACGUGCUUCAAAGCAUGCAGCUUCCAUUUGCUUUGAUCCCAAUUCUGACUUUCACCAGUCUGACGUCCAUAAUGAACGACUUUGCAAAUGGAAUGGUGUGGAAGAUUUCCGGGGGUAUCGUCACCCUGGUGGUCUGUGCAAUCAACAUGUACUUUGUGGUGGUUUAUGUGACAGCGCUGAACAGCGUGCUCCUCUACGUCCUCGCUUCUCUUUUCUCUGUAGCCUAUCUGUGCUUCGUAUGCUACCUGGUUUGGCACUGUCUGGUUGCUUUGGGGGUUUCCUGCCUGGACUUUAGCAGCAGGGUAAGAAAGCGACCUGCUCUGUUGAUUGAGGAGCAGUCAGAGUGCGACUCCUAGAGCUGGACAGGACAGUAACCACCAGCAUUCCUCUGUCCUAUUGGAGACUCUGAGCCCUGUACACAACGAGGACUUUCCUGAGAUCACAUAGGAUCUUGAAAGCACCUUCUCUGCUAAUGUCACGUGUUUGCUUCUGUGUUGGACUGGGUAUGGAAGUUUGUUGCAUUUUAGAAAAUUUUAUCAAACUUACUAAUACCACACCAGUGCAGUAUGUUAGAUGUGAAUAAUUUAUGCUUGAGUUUACCUCUAAUGAAUAUAUGUGCAUAUUUUGACAAAUCAAUAAUUGUUACAAUCCUCAAAGACAACAACUGUCGCUAACUUUGCUGAAAAGUGUUUAUACAACAGUUUAACUCAAUUUCAAAUUGCUGUAAUUAUCAGUAUCUUUAAAUAACAACUUCUAGACUUUUUCAAAAGUAUAAUGUCCUAGAUGUGAAGAAAUAGCAGCUCAAGUUGUGUUACCAAACGGUCCCUGAGAGGAUACUUUCCCAGCAGUGUUUGUGUUGUCACAUACUUAAGCAGUUGUGAGUUGGAUGCCAGAGUUUUAUAUGGACGAUCGAGUGAUUUUAAGACUCCAGCUAACACAAACACAUCCUACUUUAUGUGAACUAAGAAAGUAGCCCCAAUCUCUGGGACAUACUGCUACAAAAUUGUUAAACAAGCUUAAAGUUCAGCUGCCUAUGAAAGUACCAUAGACUGUAUAUAAAGAUAGACAACAUGAAGGUUUGCCUAGAUGCCAGAUGGCAGUGUUCGAAGCGGGAUGUUUUGGCUUAAUUUGUGGAUAGUGGGAGGAAGUGCAGACUCACCGUCCAUCUUUAUAUCUUUAUGUACAGUCUGUGGGGAGGAAACACAAUAUUACCAUAAUAAAAUGUAGUUUCUACUUUUCAUCCCCCCCAAAAAAACGUUAAAAUAAUGCAGUAUCAAUAUUUUUUUAUAUAACUAAAUCUGAACAGACAUGUAGCAUAUCAUACACACUGUUUGAAAUCAUGUUUGCUGUUGACUUUAUACUGUUACAAACACAGUAUCAGCAAGACUCAUUUCAGCUCUGUUUCUCUGUAAGAGAGACUCAUACAUGACAUUGUCUCUAAUAUUAGCAUCAUCAAGUACUUUGUGAGUACUGUGUGAGCCCUCUUACAUAGUGUCAACCUGCCAGUGUCCUGGUGGGAGGGGGAGGAGCUGCAGCUUCUGCUACGAUUGCCACUCUACCUCAACAUCAUUCAACUACCUUCUCAUCUCUCUAAGCCUCCUUGUAGCUUGUUGUGUAACUCACUGGAUUUUGCAUGACGUAAUUUAAAAAUGCCUAAUAAUUCAAAGAGAACAUAACACUUAAUUUCAGGGGUUUAAUGCUGUGAGCUGAUUACAGUCUAACAUGUCAGACAAGUUUAACUAACAAGUUUCAGUGUCAUGCAGGAGUUGAUUCAAUACAAAAAGUCUGUGAAUUAAAUAUGCCUCCUCAAAUGAGUGAAGCUUUAUGUGACUACAGCCUCCUCCUCAGAGGCUCUUUUUAGUGCCUAAAUAAUCAGGAAGGCAGCAACUCAGGUUGGUCAACACCCUGACGUGAGAUUAUUAGUCAAAUUAAAUUUAUUUAGUAGGAAACUGAUCAUCAAGACAUGUUUUUAACAAUAACAGCAGUUAUUUUGUUUCCUCUACUAAGGUGAGCUAAGGUGUCCAAAGGAAAAUAAACCACUUCAUCCACCACAUUUUUAUCCAACAUAAUAUGUCUUCGGAGAACAUCAGGAUAAAAUAAAUUCUAUAUUUAUAAAGUUAAAAUUCCUGAAAGGAAAACACUGCAGCAUAUUUGUCCUGCUCUGUAAAGAGAAAUGAAAUAACAACUUUUGCCUAAAAAUAAUGUCAAAAUUGUUGUAAUUAUCUUGACGAAGAAUUCUGAACAAGUUCAAAGAAAGCCAAGGCUUGUUAUAUAACCCAUAAUGACAAGUUUGACUGAGUCUUAACUUAGACUCUGAAAACUACUCAUUUUGUGAUUACAAAUAAGAGCGAAUAAAAUUCAAUCAGGACAGAUAGUAGACAAAGAAGAUAACUUCAAAGUAGACACUAUUUAUUGUAAUUCUGAUGCACUGAAUUUAUAAAUUAAGUUUGUUUCGAUUGCUCCAAAGAUUUAUUGAGAUCUAAUAAUUUUUCUAACGUGGUUUUAAGGCAAUGAAUUUGCUUUGCUUGUUCUCCUUUCUCAACAUUGAUUUUUAACAAGUUUGCAAGGCAGCAGAACUUCAGGUCAAAACGUUGGCAUAUCUAAUAAACCAGCACAAGGGAAUAUGAUGAUAUAUGCUUUACUAAAGCACCUGACUGAGCCGUAUCCAAGUGAGGUGUGUGUGUGUGUGUGUGUAUAUAUAUAUAUAUAUAUAUACACACACACAGGACAAAUAUAUGGGUUCAAAUGAAUAGUUACAGUAAAUGAAUCCAAUCUAGCUGAGAUGACUUGGAGACAUUUGUCUUGGUCCAGGUGCAGCUGCAAGUGGCAGAAAUGCAUUAAUACUUUUCUGACAGGAAAAAUGGAAACAACACAGACAAAACACACAUUUCAAUUGUUACAGAGAAAACAUUAGUGUAGUAAACAUCACUUCAUUAUGUCUCACUCAUUUCUGCUCUUGGCAUUGAAGGAAAAAGUGUCUGUUAUUUGCUAUUGAAUGAAAAACACUGUGUCCAAAAUAAAUGGGGAAUGAUGGCUAUAUGGACAAUUGUUGCCGUCGUCUUUCUGGCUGUCAAAAGAAAAACUUGUGAUCUGUAUGUUUCAUAAUUACUGAAUUGUGUCAAUUUCUUGACAACAUGUUAUUGCAAUAAAUAAACUACACAACCUGAUAA